This is a messenger RNA of Plenodomus lingam JN3, 180 nucleotides long. Lineage: Eukaryota; Fungi; Ascomycota; Dothideomycetes; Pleosporales; Leptosphaeriaceae. The record is from RefSeq and is a predicted model, not a curated record.
AUGGCAGUCAAGCACGAGAUGCUAUCAGAUCAGUUGGAGACGCUGAUCAAAGGCGGAAGCCAGCCGAGGAUUUCCAACUCUGAUGGUUUGAAGAAAGUGUCCAAAGCGUGGAAUCGAUUGCUCAUCUUGACCCAUGAGGCCAGUUCAGAUGUAGUCAUCGACUCGCGCCGUGUGACCUAG